Messenger RNA from Penicillium lagena, 1314 nucleotides. RefSeq lists its product as uncharacterized. The coding region runs from base 1 to 1314 and encodes 437 amino acids. The transcript is spliced from 4 exons. NCBI's taxonomy places the organism in Eukaryota, Fungi, Ascomycota, Eurotiomycetes, Eurotiales, Aspergillaceae. The record is from RefSeq and is a predicted model, not a curated record.
AUGUCUCCCGCUUCUGCCAUCAAGGCCAAGGCCUCCCACUCCGACAAGAACCAGCCUGCCUCGCGAGCUUCCAGCAUCUCCAAAGCGGACCCCGACAGCCCUGGCAACGAUGCUUCGACUGAUGGCGCUGACAAUAACUACCUCAAGGAGUUGCAGAAGGGCCUCCGCAACGCGAUCAAGAAACUGAAUGCCACCUCCAAGGUCGACGCUAUCAUCGCCGAAAACCCGGGCAAGUCCCUCGAUGAUCUCGUCGCAAACAAGAUCAUCAACCACGACCAGAAGGCCCAGGUGAUGAAGAAGCCUGCGCUGCAAGCUACUGUGUCCCAGAUCGAGGAGCAGAUCGGCCACUACAAGCAGUUCGCCGCCCAGUACGAGGAGCGCCUAAUUAGCCAGAAGACCGCGCUGGAGAAGGCCCACAAGGAGGAGCUGGACGCCGUUCGUGGGAACGCGAUUGCUGACGCGACGGAGGCUUCGAACAGGGCCCUGCGCGAGCGUCUGCUGACCCUGAGCAAGUUCCUAUGCGCUGCGGCAAACAUCCGCCGCUCUGGCGACUCGGUCUCCCUUGAGAGCCGAUCGUUCGAGGCUGUUCUCUUCCAGGUCUAUGGUGGUUCUCAGGAGGCGGUGGAUUCGAUGAUCAAGCUGAUUGAUGGUUCGGAUGAGAAGUUGCUCGCCGUUGAGGGCGAUGCGCUUGAGAUGACCUAUGGGGAUGUGAAAGUUGCUUCCACCAAGUAUUCGCUUGAGGACGAUGAAACCACUUCAAUCACUGCGCAGACCACCGCCCAGGCUGCCCCAGUCUCGGACCCUACUCUGGCAAAUGCAGGCCUCACCGAACUCCAGGAUACCAGCAUCGGUGCUAACAGAGUCGCGCGGUCUGACCAGACAGCCCCGCCCGCCCAGAGCAUAGUGGUGAAUUCCGCUAACCAGGUGGCGGAGACUACCUGGAAUGCUAAUGACCCGACCUCGAUGACUUCUUCGGCCACCACUGACGGAUGGGUGGAGGUGCCUCGUGACCCUGCUGAGACCGACACUGGCCUGCAGGCCACUCCCGCUACUCUCGACACUACAACUGUUGAUGCUUCCGGUGCUAAAGGUCAGAACGGUGGCCGCAACCGCGGACGUGGUGGACGCAGUCGUGGCGAGGGAUUCCGGGGCCGUGGACGUGGCGAAGGCCGAGGCCGUGGUGAGGGUCGUGGUCGUGGUCGAGGCGGACGUGGUCGUGGACGCGGUGGUGCUAACGGCGUCAACGACUCGAACGGCACUUCUUCUGCGGCAGAGACUCCCUCGACCAACGGGUUUGGGCCUGACGGAUGGUAG